Messenger RNA from Closterium sp. Naga37s-1, 1281 nucleotides. The record is from the annotation of a GenBank genome assembly. NCBI's taxonomy places the organism in Eukaryota, Viridiplantae, Streptophyta, Zygnematophyceae, Desmidiales, Closteriaceae.
AUGGCUCGUUCCCUGAGGGAACCAGUCACAGCACGCCGCCAGCACACCACUCUCCUCGUCGCGUCGCUAGUACUCAUCGGGAUGAUCUGCGGUCCCGCGACUACCGCGGCGAUGACGCUGGAAGAAGCCAUCAACCAGGCCAACGAGUUAGAAGCGGACGCGGCUACCACAGAGCUCGUUCUCACAUCCGACGUGGAGCUCACGGCCCUUCUCCCCGCACUCUCAGGCGCGGCCAAGCUGACCAUCACGGGCGCGUGUGGAUCCACCGGCACCUCGAGAUGCAUCAUCAGCGGGGGGGGUGGCGCCUUCCCCAUAUUCGCCUCCUCCUCCUCGUCGGGCUCCACGGCGGGGCAGUUGACUCUGGUCAACCUCAGCUUCCAGCAGGCGAAAAGCGUCUUCUCCAGGGUGCUCGCGCCAAUCAACGCGAGUCAGUGCGAGUUCGCCCACAACAACAGGGGAGGGGUGCUCAGUGACAAGUUCCCACUAAUGGACGCGCCUCCUAAGCGUCUCUUCACAGGCUGCGUUUUCUUCAACAACUCGUCGCCCAUGGGGGGUGGCGCGGUCAACAUCGACGCCACCACCUUCGAUGCAUUCGGCCUCAUUGACCGCGUGCCGGCUCUCUCCUUCCUGCGCUGUACCUUCAACGGCAACAGCGCGCUGACGCAUGUGGGCGGGGCGGUUAGGGUGGCGGGGACAGCCAGGCUGCGGUUUGAGAGUUGUCUCUUUUCUGAUAACAGCGCUGACGCAUCUGGGGGAGCCGUUUAUUCCAAAGACGCCGCCCUUACGUUCGUCAAAACCAACCUAUAUAGCAACAAGGCCCGUGGCACUGCCGCUGUCAGCGUCGUCACCUCUGGCGCAGGCGGAGCAGUCUACGCCGCCGCGUCGGGAACAAACACCGAGGCUGCUGUGCGCUUCUGCUCCACAACCGCCUUCCAGUAUAACAGCGCCAGACUUGUGGACGGGGCCAACCUGUAUCUGGAAGCGGGCGUGGUCGGAUCGCGGUGGGCGGCUGCGUUGGCGUUUUGCGGCUGUAGCAAGCCGAUUGGGAGUGUGGUGCCCACGAGUGGGUGGCAGCUGCUGACCAGUUGCUCUGCCAGUCAGUACCUCGUGUGGCAGUCUUCUUGGUGCCCACACUCCUCUUCUCCCUCGUGCUUCCCUGCGCAUUCCUUCUGUCGUUUGGAUUGUCCUCACGUCCUCCCUCCCCACCCCCCUGCUUUCGCCUCAUGUCUCUUCCCUUUCGGCUCUCUCCCCCCCUUUUCUCCGUACAAGCAGCACCUGUAA